This is a messenger RNA of Phycomyces blakesleeanus NRRL 1555(-), 1276 nucleotides long. RefSeq lists its product as hypothetical. Gene Ontology annotation, biological process: positive regulation of RNA polymerase II transcription preinitiation complex assembly. The transcript is spliced from 7 exons. NCBI's taxonomy places the organism in Eukaryota, Fungi, Mucoromycota, Mucoromycetes, Mucorales, Phycomycetaceae. Gene Ontology annotation, cellular component: cytosolic proteasome complex; proteasome regulatory particle, base subcomplex. The record is from RefSeq and is a predicted model, not a curated record. Gene Ontology annotation, molecular function: ATP binding; ATP hydrolysis activity; proteasome-activating activity. Bases 21 to 1223 code for a protein of 400 amino acids.
AGAAUCCAAUCUUAUACAUCAUGUCGUCCAGUUCAUCAGCACCGCCUCAAUCAGAGAUUGAUCCCAAAGCAAAGGCUCUCAAUGGAUAUAGAAAAAGACUCCUGGAGCAUCGCGAACUGGACGCUAAACUGAAAGAGAUGCGUCUUGGGCUGAGAAAGUUAGAUAAAGACUUUGACAAAUCAGAAGAUGACAUCAAAGCUUUGCAAAGUGUUGGUCAGGUCAUUGGCGAAGUGUUGAAACAGCUCGAUGAAGAACGAUUCAUCGUUAAGAACACCAGUGGACCCCGUUACGUUGUCGGCUGUCGUACCAAUAUUGAUAAGGAUAAAUUGAAGCAGGGUGCACGCGUAGCCCUUGAUAUGACUACUUUGACAAUCAUGCGAGUACUCCCUCGUGAAGUUGAUCCUUUAGUUUACAACAUGUCUACAGAAGAUCCUGGAGAUGUUACUUUUGCUGGUAUUGGUGGUUUGAGCGAACAGAUCCGUGAACUCAGAGAGGUCAUCGAGUUGCCCUUGAUGAACCCUGAGCUCUUCUUGCGUGUCGGUGUAAAGCCUCCUAAGGGCGUUCUUCUUUAUGGUCCUCCUGGUACCGGAAAGACUCUUUUGGCAAAGGCAGUAGCAAGCACAUUGCAGGUCAACUUCCUCAAAGUUGUGUCAAGUGCUAUUGUAGACAAAUAUAUUGGAGAGAGUGCAAGACUGAUCCGUGAAAUGUUUGGUUACGCAAAGGAACAUGAGCCUUGCAUCAUCUUCAUGGAUGAGAUUGAUGCUAUUGGUGGUCGUCGUUUCUCAGAGGGUACUUCUGCUGAUCGUGAAAUUCAACGUACAUUGAUGGAGCUUUUGAACCAAAUGGAUGGUUUUGAUUACCUUGGACAAACCAAAUUGAUCAUGGCUACUAACCGUCCUGACACACUUGAUCCCGCUUUAUUGCGACCAGGUCGUCUUGACCGAAAGAUUGAAAUUCCAUUACCAAAUGAGCAAGGCAGACUAGAAAUCAUGAAGAUUCAUGCAGGAAAUAUUGCCAAACACGGUGACAUUGACUAUGAAGCCAUUGUUAAGCUUUCAGACGGAUUCAACGGUGCAGAUUUGAGAAAUGUCUGUACAGAGGCAGGCAUGUUCGCUAUCCGGGAGGAGCGUGAUUAUGUAGUGCAAGAAGAUUUUAUGAAGGCUGUCAGAAAGGUCGCCGACGCAAAGAAGUUGGAGACCAAAUUGGAUUAUGAGAAGAUUUAAACAAAAUCAUACAUUUAAUAAACAAGUCACAUCCAUUUCCUUUCUACUUUAAG